Molecule: messenger RNA, 978 nt
Organism: Teleopsis dalmanni
Lineage: Eukaryota; Metazoa; Arthropoda; Insecta; Diptera; Diopsidae
Exons: 2
Coding region: 1-978 (325 amino acids)
Source: RefSeq, a predicted model, not a curated record
AUGGGUUUAGAUUGGAUACAAGAAUUAAACUUAUGUAAUAUGUCAAUCAAUUCUAUUUGUAAUAGUAUUUGUCAAAAUCAGGAUAGUAUUCAAUUGUGUUCAAAUCCGAAUAAAGAUACUAACCUGAAACAUUUUUUUUCAGAUGUAUUCGAUGGCAAAAUGGGGUUAUGCACUAAAACAAAAGCAGUAAUCACAACGAAACCAAACGUUCAGCCAGUAUUUAGGCCAAAGGGUCCAGUUGCAUAUGCGGUACAACAACUAGUUGAAGAUGAACUCAAAAGACUCCAAGAAUUAAAGGUUAUUUCACCAGUAAACUUCUCCGCAUGGGCAGCACCUAUAGUUGUUGUGAAAAAAACAAGCGUAAACGUACGCAUAUGUGCUGAUUUCUCAACUGGUCUAAACAACUGCCUCGAAUCACAUCAAUACCCAUUACCAUUACCAGAAGAUAUAUUCUCAAAAUUGGCAAAUUCAAAAAUAUUUAGCCAUAUAGAUUUAUCGGAUGCAUUCUUACAAAUCGAGGUUGAUGACGCAUCGAAACAUCUACUAACAAUAAAUACACACAUCGGGCUAUUCCAGUACAACAGAAUGGUUUUUGGAAUAAAAACAUUUCCAGCAAUUUUUCAACAAAUGUUAGCAGGACUAAAUUGCACUGCAUCAUAUAUUGAUGACAUAUUUGUUUCCGGUAAAACAGCAUCUGAACAUACAGACAAUUUAUAUGCAGUUCUUACAAGGCACUAUUUAGGGUACAUCAUUAAUCAAGAAGGGUUAAAACCUGAUCCAGAACGUAUUGCCGCUAUCAAGCAAAUGCCAGAACCAUCAAAUAUUACAGAAUUACGUUCUUUUCUUGGCGCAAUAAAUUUUUACGGGAAAUUUGUUCCGAAGAUGCGUGACUUAAGAGGACCACUUGAUAAUUUACUUUUACUUAAAUGUAAAAUGGAAAUGGGACGCGAUACAUCAGAAGUUUUUCCAUCAUCUUAA